Chlamydomonas reinhardtii is the source of this 1762-nucleotide messenger RNA. RefSeq lists its product as uncharacterized. The transcript has 11 exons. Gene Ontology annotation, biological process: protein transport. Bases 195 to 1193 code for a protein of 332 amino acids. NCBI's taxonomy places the organism in Eukaryota, Viridiplantae, Chlorophyta, Chlorophyceae, Chlamydomonadales, Chlamydomonadaceae. The record is from RefSeq and is a predicted model, not a curated record.
UAUAUGUAACUCAGAAGACACUGACAGCCUUGCCGAACGUCGCGCUAAUUCAAGUUUUGUUUCGCCGCCCCAAAACUAGCUCCCUGACUAUGGACCAGGCACCAGGCCCGCUGGGCCAUUUGCAAAGAUCCUUUGAGCAUGUGGGGCGAGGACUAGCAAGCCAGUUAGAGCAAGUAGAGCAGGCGUUCGUGCCCAUGCGGGAGGGCGUCACCCGUUGGUUGGAGCGCACGCCGCUGGCACAGAUCAUUCGUAAUGCACAAGAGGGCGUGGCGACUCAGCAGCGGCAGCGGGAUCAGGGACCGUGGGCCCCUAUGCUCGCGUCCAUUGCCAUGAGCGGGGCCGGACCACGCCCCCAGCCAGUCAUGGACCUGGCGAUGGCGAAGGAUGAGGUGAAGGCGCGCCUGGCGCCGGUUCCCGUUUACACCGUUGCCAACCCGAAGAACGAGUUCGUGCUGGUGGCGGGCGAGAACAACACGCAGCUGGGUUUCUUCUUCUUCCGGAAAGAGGACGCGGAGGCGUUGAUAGAGAAGAUCCGGGAGGAGAACCCGCGCCUGGCCCGUGACUCCAAGAUCCUGCGUGUGCCCAUGGACAACGUGUACGAGGUGUUCACCACGCCGCGCGAGCAGACCGGGCUGCAGGGCAUCCACUUCCGCUUCAUGCCGGACAUGAAGCAGGUGGCGCACGCGCUGCAGCUGUACAAGGACGCGGGGGUGCCCACGCGGCAGUUCAUCGGCGUGCCGGUGUUCCAGGCGGAGGGGCUCACAGUCACCACACGCGACAUGCAAUACCAAUACGUGCCGCUGUUCCUGUGCAAGGAGGACCUGGACAUCGCCGUGCAGUCCGCCUACGUGCAGCGCAACGCGGCCCAGAUCAAGCUGUACAAGGACAAGGCCGACAAGUACCAGGCAGACUACGACCAGAUCGCCUCCCAGCUGGAGGCCGCCGCCAACGGUCGCGAGCGCGGCGGGCUGGAGAGCCGGCUGGCCAAGGCGCGCGUCAAGCUGGAGGCGGCGCGGGACAAGGUGGAGAGCGUGGAGCGGGCGCCGCUGCCCAAGGUCGAGGUGGGUUCGUUCGAGGAGGUGGUGAUGCGCAUGACGGCCUCGGCAGGCAACGAGCUGGCGGCGUGGAGCCAGGUCAUGUUCGUGGCGCCAGAGCUGCUGCGGGACUCGGCCGGAGCCGGAGGCAAGAAGUAGGGUGGUGGAGAUGCCGGCGGUACGAAGUAGGGAAGAUGUGGGGGAGGAGGCGGAGGAGGCGGUGGUGAAGGAGGGGGGGGCGGUGAGGAGGGCGCGGUGGCGUGCCGAGGUGGUAGGGGCGCAGGGGUUUUGACAGCGCUGGGGGCAGCGGUAACGGCGGUAACAGCAGGGUUGCAGGGCGGCGGCGGCGGCGACCGCGGUGACUGCGCACAUCCAGGGGUUGUGUGGGACCAUGAAGAGUUGGAACAAGCGGCGGCGGAUAAGUAGAUUGUCAUUGAUAUGACCGAGGAGGGUAGGCGUCCAUUCAAGGGCAGGCGCGCAGUACUGCAGUGUAUGCUACAGGCGAGGUGCGGUCUGGGCUCACACUGAUACGCUGGGCGAUAAUAUGGGCCGGGUGUUAGAAGCGUGGUUGAUGUACAUUUGCCGACACGUUUGCAGUUCCCAUUGAUGGGGGUCGAGGAAUGCAAUGGGCGCGUCAAGGUGGAGGCGGCGGGCUGCACAUGGUUGCACACCGCUGGGCGGCCGCCGCCGGAGCAGCACACUCUCAAAUUCUGUAAGGGUGCUGUGGC